This is a messenger RNA of Ceratitis capitata (Mediterranean fruit fly), 4881 nucleotides long. It is a transcript of the gene Cap-D2, whose product is annotated as condensin complex subunit 1. The transcript is spliced from 7 exons. The record is from RefSeq and is a predicted model, not a curated record. The coding region runs from base 206 to 4645 and encodes 1479 amino acids. Lineage: Eukaryota; Metazoa; Arthropoda; Insecta; Diptera; Tephritidae. Gene Ontology annotation, biological process: mitotic cell cycle; meiotic chromosome condensation; mitotic chromosome condensation. Gene Ontology annotation, molecular function: histone binding. Gene Ontology annotation, cellular component: nucleus; condensed chromosome, centromeric region.
CAGUUGCUUUUCAAUUGUGACGGCAGCCGGCGUCACAUAAAUAAAUUAAUUUCUUUUAUUGUGUAUGUUUGGAUAAUUUACGCUAUUUUCUUAUAAAUAUUGUUAAUGAGUGCUUUUUGACUCUAAAACAAAAUACAAAACUCGUGAGGUAAUCACGGCGGACGCGGAUAUAAUUUAAAAAUUCUCUAACAACCAUAAGGGCGCUAUGGAUUUCCAAUUUGUACUGCCAAAUACCAAUGCUGAGCUGCUGAACUCGAGCGGUGAUAGCUACUAUGUGAAACAAAUCUAUGCGCCAAACGAGAUUGGUGAACGCUUACGCUUAUGCAAACAGAUGGUACAGCAAGGCGAUCCAUUCUACUUAUUCGAUCACUUCGACACAUACUUUACCAUAAUUGAAGGACGAGGCUCUGAUCCAGCUUCCAUUACUAAUCUUAUGCGUGCCUUUGACUUACUGUAUAUCACAGCCGAUAAGUUGGGUCAGCGUUUAGCGCCGAUUCUAUCAUGCAGCGAUACAGCACAAAGUCUAGAAGAUAGGCAAAGCUAUCUUAAUCUCACCAAAAUGGCAAUGUUCCUACAAAUCAAUACGGUGAGACGUAUUGAUAGUGUGGCGGCACAAAACCAGCAACAGCAAACGCAACAGAAGAAACGUUCGAAACAAACUGAAACGCUCGAGCAAUAUCCGGAUUGGGAUUCAAAGCGCGGACGUUUUCUGGUACAACUUUAUAAUAUUUUACAAUUUCCGCUCGAAAAACUUUGGAAUCCACCUGUAGCUGAAGAAAAUUUCGUUAAUUUAGUUUGUGAUAUAUGCUAUCGCACGCUCGAAUUGGUACAUCCGCGUUCUGAAAACCGACAUAUUACUGACACAGUAUUCCAAAUUUUAGGCACAGCCAUAAAACGCUAUAAUCACGCGCUCACAUUUCCUGUGCGAGUAUUACAAAUAUUACGCACUACAGAACAUGCUGCAGAAUCCAUUGCAAGUGGCAUUAAUCUUUUGUAUGAGGAAUAUGGUAUAAGUAGUGUUUUCUCUGUACUCAUAAAGGACAUCGUUGAAACGUUAACUGUUGAUUCUGCUGAUACAGUUGUGUCACGCAAUUUCUCCAAUUUCCUAAUGGAACUUGCUACCAUUGCACCAAAACUUAUGAUACCACAUCUCUCAACGCUCUGCGAUGAGCUUUUGAAUUGUGAAUCACACACACUACGCAAUUGUAUAUUACAAAUAAUGGGCGAUGCUAUUGUUGGUGAGUUAACAUCCGAAGAGCUUUCUGAAGAAAUGAAGGAGGCGCGUAAUGAAUUUCUUGAAAAUUUACUUGCGCACAUCAACGAUGUGUCAGCACAUGUGCGUGCCAAAGUUUUACAGAUUUGGAAUCAUAUGAAAGAAGAGAAUGCCGUGCCACUAUCUUUUCAGCUGAAAGUUUUAUGUGAAGCUGUAGAGCGCUUAGAAGAUAAAACAUCCUCUGUACGCAAACAUGCCGUACAAUUGAUUAAAUCGUUUUUGGAACGCAACCCGUUUGCGGCCAAGUUGACACUUGAAGAAUUAAUGAAAAAACAUGCAGAAGAGUGUGAAAAAAUGGAGAAAUUGAGUGAAUUACUAGCGGAAGAACGUAAAAAGGCCGAAGAAUUGGAUGAGCAAUGGAACCUAGUGAUACCAGAAAUAUUACCUUUAGUAGCUGAGAGUUUGAAGGAGUGCACAGAAGAUUUGCCAGAAAAUACACAGGAAAAUUAUGAAGAUAUGAUACAACGUAUCUCUACACUGCUGCUGGAGAAAAAAUAUCGUGAGGCUGUUGUUUUAGUACGAAAAGCCGAUCAGGUGGCGGGCAAUGCCGAGUUGAGACACACAUUAAAAAUUGAAGAACAAUGCGCUUACUAUAUGGCACUGCUGAAGUCUUAUAUAUUUCUGGCGAACGGUUGCAAAGAUAGCAACGAAGAAUUGGGAACUCAAAUAAAAACGGUGCAAUUCUUGCAAGAUUCCAUCGAAUUCUCAAAAGUCAUUACUAAAGCUGUGCCAAAAAUACAAGAGCUGUUGCUGUCCAAAACCAACUCGGAUGUUUUUGAAGCUGUCGAUCUCUUUACAACUGGCUAUAUGUUUGCUAUUAAAGGAACGGAAGGUGGCAUGCAACAAAUGUUGUACCUGGUGUGGUCAUCCGAUAAGGAAAAACGUGAUGCAGUUUCGAAUGCCUACAAAAAAGUUUUAUUUAGCACUGAUCAAACGGGAAGAGCUCACGCCAUUAAAGUAGUACAAAAUCUCAUGCGUUUUCUUGAAGAACUCGAGUAUGGUCAUUACACUGCCAUGGAGUGCUUGAUGCGUGAAUGGGUCAGCACCGAUGACAUUGACGCUGCCAUCAUACAAGUGCUCUUCGAACGCUUCACAUUGAAAUUAGAAGGUACCACCGACAAUGAAUCACGACUUGCGCUACAACUACUCAUUAUGUCUUCCAAUGCGAAGUCAUCAAUUGCAUCGGCAAACAUAAAUGUUAUAGAAACUAUCGGUUUGGGCGAACGCGCCAAAGCGGAUCCACGCAUUUACACCGGUUGCAUGGAAUUUAUGUUAAAUUCCAUCGACUCAAGCGCACAUUCUAAAUUCUAUAAACGUUACGAGCCUGAUUCAGCGCUAGUGCAAAAAGUUCUCGAUUUCUUUCAGCGUUUCUUCUUUCAUCCCGACAUAACGGACUUUGAUAGGCUAUCAAUGCGUACAUUGGAAUUCUUCUAUCAUCUAUGCCAAACGCCAGAUAUAAUUUGUCAAACAAUUGUUGUGACUUUGUUAAAAAAAUUUCGUGAUUACGCAGUAGUAUCUACCACAGAUAUAACACCGUCACAGCAAGCGCGCGCACUCGAAACGCCCUUCUCACAGGUCAUACCAGAGAGUCAGCCGACGCAGAGGAAUACGGAAGCAACGCAGGCGAGCCAACAGCGUAUGCCAGUAUUUCUGCUAACACGUUUUCUCUUCAUCAUCGGCUAUAUGACGCUGAAAGAGAUGAUUUUCCUCGAUAUUGAUGUGUAUAACAAUAUGAAAUUCAGACAAGAGCUGACAGAAUGUGAGGAGAAGAAAAAGAAGAAUGCGUUCAAUACCACGCGCCGAAAGACGGGUAAUUUGAAUAUGUCAGCAACAGAGUCACUUAAACGCUUGUCAGGCACAGCUGCAGAGCCACAACAGGAGCCCGAUGAAGAUCUUGUGGGUGCCACCGCGGAAGAUAAUAUCGCCGAGCUGAUCAAUCACAUAUGCGAGGACGUAUUGUUGUAUUCGGAAAACUCAAUGCUUGCUAAAAUAUUUCCUUACGUUAUGGAGAUUUGCAAAUAUCCUGUUAAAUAUCACGAUCAAUCACUGCAACAGGCGGCCACACUCACGCUUAUACGCUUCAUGUGCGUCUCGUCAACUUUUUGUGAUGCGAAUAUGCCAUUUCUAAUGAAUAUUUUGAAUCACACAAAGAAUAUAAAAAUCAAAUGUAACAUUGUGAUUGGUUUGUCUGACUUAACAUUUCGUUUUCCGAAUAUAAUUGAAGCUUGGACUGGUCACUUUUACUCGACAUUACACGAAAAGAAUACCGAGCUGCGUCUGACGGCGGUGAAAAUGCUCUCGCAUUUAAUUUUGCACGAAAUGAUACGUGUGAAGGGACAAAUUGCCGACCUGGCAAUGUGUAUUGUGGACGCUGAUGCGGAAAUUAAAAAUAUAACACAGCAAUUUUUCAAAGAGAUUGCCAACAAAUCAAAUAUACUCUACAACGUACUGCCGGACAUCAUUUCCAAGCUGAGUGAUACCAAUCUGAAUGUGGAAGAGGAAAAGUAUCGCACAAUAAUGCGCUACAUUUUGGGUCUUAUACAGAAGGAUCGCCAAGUGGAGACUUUGGUGGAGAAAUUGUGUUUGCGUUUCCCUGUGACACGUGAGGAGCGACAGUGGCGCGACAUUGCCUACUGUCUCAGCUUGCUCUCGUAUAAUGAGCGCACCAUCAAGAAGCUCAUCGAUAACAUACAAUAUUACAAGGAUAAAGUACAAAUAGACGAGGUAUAUCAAUCAUUCAAAUUGAUCAUAAGUAAUACUUCGAAAAUGGCAAAACCGGAAUUGAAAGCGGUCGUUGUGGAGUUGGAAACGCGCAUUAAUGAGUGUCUCGAAGUGAAUGAUGGGAAAGAGCGCGAGGAGAAAGAGGGCAGCGCUGCCGAUGGUGGCGGCGAUUCGAACACUGGCCGUGCUGGUGUGCGCAACAAACAAAGAAUGGACAAAAAAUCGGGUCGCGGCGCCACACAACGCGCAACUAGCGGACGUCGUGGCCGACGUGGCAAAUCAUCGAGUAGUGAAUCAUCAAGCAGCAGUGAAGAUGAGGCGCCCAGAAGUCAAAAGCAACAACAGGUGCGCAACAAAAUAGCGGCACGCGCUGCGCGUAAUCGUGCUGGGGAGUCUUCCUCAUCAUCAUCAGCAUCAGAAGAAGAUGAAGAAGAAGUAAGGGGUAAGGCGCAAACAGCGCGUAGCGGUCGUAAAGUAGCAUCAUCAUCAUCAGCGAAUGAAAAAAGUAGGAGUAAAGCGAGUAAUGCAUCCAAAACGCAAGCGACGUCACGCGCUGGUCCACGUAGCAAAGUAAUCGAAGAGUCUGCCAGCUCAGACGAUGGCGCGGAACAGUAUCCGCAACGUAAACGCGGACGCGGUAAUCGUAAAUAGGAAAGAAAACCCACUAACAAUUAACCCAUUACUCAAAUAUUAUUAGUAUUAACAUUUUAUAUUUAUUUUAGCUUCAAUGCUUAUGAAUUUUAAAAAUUACAAUCUAGUUGUUAAUGAAAAAUAUUGAAAGAGCUUAUAUUUUUACACACAAAUUAAAUUCAACAAGUCUUUCGUAAGGCGGAAAACGGAAAUUUUUUUAGGGAAAUACAAUAAAAAACAUUUAAGUAACACUUAAA